CUGGCUCCGGCGAUGACUCCGCCCCCGGCCCCAGCACCAGCCCCCGGGGGGUUCCGGCCUAAAACAACCCCGGCCCGGCCUGCUCCGGCCAUGGUUCCUGCCCCGGCCCUGACUCCGGCCAUGGUUCCGACCAUGGUUCCGGCCAUGGUUCUGGCCCCGGCUAUGGCCCCGGCUAUGGCUCCAGCCCCGGCCCCAGCACCAGCCCCCGGGGGGUUCCGACCCAAAGCAACCCCAGUCCCUGUUCUGACACCGGCGAUGACUCCGCCCUCGGCCCCAGUACCAGCCCCUGGGGGGGUCUGGCCCAAAGCAGCCCCGGCCCCGGCCCCGGCCCCGGCCCAGACUCCGGCGAUGACUCCGCCCCCGGCCCCAGCACCAGCCCCCGGGGGGGUCCGGCCCAAAGCAGCCCCGGCCCCGGCCCAGACUCCGGUCAUGGCUCCGCCCCCGGCCCCAGCACCAGCGCCCGGGGGGGUCCGACCCAAAGCAGCCCAAGCACCGGCCCAGACUCAGGCCAUGGGACCACCCCCGGCCCCAGCACCAGCGCCCGGGGGAGUCCGACCCAAAGCAGCCCAAGCACCGGCCCAGACUCAGGCCAUGGGUCCACCCCCGGCCCCAGCACCAGCGCCCGGGGGGGUCCGGCCCAAAGCAACCCAGGCUAUGGCUCCGCCCCCGGCCCCAGCACCAGCGCCCGGGGGGGUCCGGCCCAAAGCAACCCAGGCUAUGGCUCCGCCCCCGGCCCCAGCACCAGCCCCAGGUGGGGUCCGGCCCAAAGUAACCCAGGCCCAGGCCCCAGCUCCAGCACCUGCCCCCGGGGGAGGCCGACCAAAGGCAGCCCCGGCCCAGGCCCAGGCCCCGGCCCAGGCCCAGGCCCAGGCCCAGGCCCAGGCCCCUGGGGGGGCCCGGCAGCAACUCCGGGCUCGGUUCCAGCUCCAGCCCCAGUCCCAGCUCGGGAGCCUAAUCUAGUCAGGGUGAAGACCGAGCCUUGCCCAGUCCUGGACUUGACCCAGAACAAGGCCGCCCCAGACCCGGCCCAGGAGGAGAGGCGACUGCGUCGGCCAAC
Molecule: messenger RNA, 1057 nt
Organism: Sarcophilus harrisii (Tasmanian devil)
Lineage: Eukaryota; Metazoa; Chordata; Mammalia; Dasyuromorphia; Dasyuridae
Product: skin secretory protein xP2-like
Exons: 6
Coding region: 13-960 (315 amino acids)
Source: RefSeq, a predicted model, not a curated record